AUCUAUUUCGCCACGAGCAACGCGAGCGAAAUCGAAUGUUAUAAAUAAAUCAUUAUUGCCGUUAUUAGAGUCGAGAAAACGAAAAGCCGAAUCUCCUCAUAUUGUACGAAAAAAGAAAACUCCUAACAUAAAUUCAAAUAUUAACAGGAACGAGAAUUCACCGAGAAAUAUGGAGAGAAUAGACAGUGUGAACCUUGAGCAAGAGUGGGAGAGAUUACGGCAAGAGAGAGAGAAGCUGGAAGAAUGGCAAGCACGACUCUAUGCUCAGACAGCCCGUAAUCAUCAACAGCCGAAUAAUCCGCCAGAGAUAAUAAGUGAAGGCCAAACAAAUACCAGAAGUAUUGCCGAGGAUAUUACAGCGAUUAUAAGUAACGGCCUCGUACGAAUCCGAUACCUCUGUCACGCGUCGCUGAAUGUCUACGAAUCGCUAUCGUGUCCGGUUCAGCAUCAUCGCUCAUGGAACUUUCCGAGCUCUACCAUUCGAGGAGGUGUCCCCGUCGAUUGGUAUUUCAUCGCUAUCCUAAGGACUAAAGAAGGAGAGCAACGGGCCAUCUCUACCUCGAGGUUUACAGCUCUCGCUUUUUGGUCUGUCCCAUGAGUGGUCAAUCCAUCCUGCGGGACUCUUCGGUUACCAACGCGGAUCUCUUCCGUGAACUAUCCACCGUCAUUUCUGGCUUUCCUCGAUUUUAUGCAUCUUCCUCGUUUAUUAGAGGAGUCACAUAAAAGGGGGGGCGUUGUAACCUUCCUUUUGCGCUUUAAAAUUUUCGCGCUGUUCACGGAGCAUCGAUCCGGGGAUCGAGCCACCUGGUCUCGAAUCUUCGCCCUCCCCACUUAUCGUGGUUCUGCGAGAGAUCGUCCGAAAAGCGGUGAGCCUCGCUCUCUUGCUCCGGGACCGUCGAACGGGAAGCCUCGUGGCGAAGGAAGGAUUGUUGGAUCAAUUAAUUAUCUGGAUUCACUAUCAAUUGGGUGCGGCCGCCCCGAUUUCCAGAAAUAUCAUCCCGAAGGCAUUUUCCAUUGUUUUACUACUGCCCGCCAGCAUUUCCCCAGUUCCCGGAGUAUAGAGCCAACGAGGGAUCAAACGAGUACUAGAUAAGUUUACGAAUCUCAUUUCUUUUUUUUCUCCGAAUAUCAUCGUCGUCGCUCGUCGUGUUCACGGUGACCGUCUCAGGCCUUUUAUAUGAGUGAAUGUGUAUGUGUGUGUAUGAGUUGGAGCGCGUAAUGUGUGCGGGAGAAAUGUUGUGCUCGAAAAAUUAUAACUGUUGAACCAUUUAUAUUUGUUACCAAUCUCGGAGUUCGGCUCCACAAUUUUCAAUCCUAAUAAAUUCUUUGUACUCCGGAAA
This is a messenger RNA of Venturia canescens, 1340 nucleotides long. RefSeq lists its product as uncharacterized. Lineage: Eukaryota; Metazoa; Arthropoda; Insecta; Hymenoptera; Ichneumonidae. The coding region runs from base 170 to 598 and encodes 142 amino acids. The record is from RefSeq and is a predicted model, not a curated record. The transcript has 2 exons.